This is a messenger RNA of Carlito syrichta (Philippine tarsier), 1174 nucleotides long. RefSeq names its product heterogeneous nuclear ribonucleoprotein A/B. Gene Ontology annotation, biological process: regulation of gene expression. Gene Ontology annotation, cellular component: nucleoplasm. Gene Ontology annotation, molecular function: RNA binding. The record is from RefSeq and is a predicted model, not a curated record. Lineage: Eukaryota; Metazoa; Chordata; Mammalia; Primates; Tarsiidae. The coding region runs from base 61 to 855 and encodes 264 amino acids. The transcript is spliced from 5 exons.
CAGGUUCUGGACCAGAAGGAGCACAGGCUGGAUGGCCGUGUCAUUGACCCUAAGAAGGCCAUGGCUAUGAAGAAGGACCCGGUAAAGAAAAUCUUUGUUGGGGGUCUGAAUCCUGAAGCCACAGAGGAGAAGAUCAGGGAGUACUUUGGCGAGUUUGGGGAGAUCGAGGCCAUUGAGCUGCCAAUGGAUCCAAAGCUGAACAAAAGACGAGGUUUUGUGUUUAUCACCUUUAAAGAGGAAGAACCUGUGAAGAAGGUUCUGGAGAAGAAGUUCCACACGAUCAGUGGAAGCAAGUGUGAAAUCAAGGUGGCCCAGCCCAAAGAGGUCUAUCAGCAGCAGCAGUAUGGUUCCGGGGGCCGUGGGAACCGCAACCGAGGCAACCGAGGCAGUGGCGGCGGCGGAGGUGAGUGGGCUUGGAGGGUGGGGGUCAGAGUCAGAGUUGGAAUCAGGGCUACGGCAGCUACUGGAACCAGGGCUACGGCUACCAGCAGGGCUGCGGGCCCGGCUAUGGCGGCUACGACUACUCGCCCUAUGGCUAUUACGGCUACGGCCCCGGCUACGACUACAGCCAAGGCGGCACAAGCUACGGCAAGAGCCAGCGACGUGGCGGCCACCAGAACAACUACAAGCCGUACUGAAGUGGUGAGGAGCGACCAGCGGCUGCACACGUGCUUGGGGUGUAGAGUGAACACAAACGAUUAUGCACCAAAUUUAACUUGCAAACUUUCUACGGCCUGUCCCAUGUGCGUCUUAUUUAAAAUUCUUCCCCCGGAAAGCACUCUCCUGCUUACUGUUUCCAGAGCUCUAGUCGAGGCAGCGUGUGGUAUCUCAGGCCAGAGCAGCGUUAGGGGCUGAUUUGAUGCCCGGGCCACCCAGAACCAGACCAGCUGGAGGGGCGCUGUCUCCCGCUCCGCUCUGCAGCCUGGACCUGCGGACCCUGGUUGUAAAGGGUAAAACUGUAUCCUAGGAAACCGGCGUCACCUUUUCCCACCUUUUAAUUUUAUCUUAUUUGUGUCAUACAUUUCCUGUGAUGGAAGUGUUAAUUUUACUGUACUUUUUGGUACCUUUUGGGAAUCUAAUGUAUUGUAAGGUAUUUUACACGUGUCCUGAUUUUGCCACGACCUGGAUAUUGAAGCUAUCCAAGCUUUUGAAAUAAAAAAUUAAAAACCCCCAA